This is a messenger RNA of Uranotaenia lowii, 4112 nucleotides long. RefSeq names its product claspin-like. The record is from RefSeq and is a predicted model, not a curated record. Gene Ontology annotation, cellular component: nucleus. Lineage: Eukaryota; Metazoa; Arthropoda; Insecta; Diptera; Culicidae. The transcript is spliced from 6 exons. Bases 264 to 3536 code for a protein of 1090 amino acids.
ACAGUACAAAAUCAUUCCAACUUUGUACGCUGUAAUGUGCAAUAAUUUUUACUAAAAUUUUAAAAUAAUCGCUGUAUUCGGGUGUUUUUCGAUUUCCUUUAUCGAUGUGCGAGUUUGGUUUAAUCCUGGUUUUCCGAAAUGCCAUAAUCAUCUGUGCACCGUGAAAUCUGAGGGCGCGUGUGUGGAAGUAAAGAACAACAAAAAUUUUCGCGGCGUCCAAUCAAAACAGAAAAUUUAAUACAUAAACAAAGCUUCUGAAAAAAAUGGAUCAAUAUCCUUACAAUAUAGCGCCAAACUUCCAAUACCCGGAUGGUUCCGUGGAAAAACCGUCGGAUAUCGUGUCGGAGAACACCUCUACUUUGACUCCACUGGUUCCUCCGGAUGGCAGUGCAUACUACUUGCCCGGCCCACCCACAUAUGUCUACGAUGCGACGCUACAGCAGCACCCGCAUCUACACAACCCGAUGCCUGCAAAUGGAUUGAUCGCUCCCCUGGAACCGGUUCCGCGGGAUGUUUACACCCCUUACAAUAAUGUGGUCACUCCGCAGCAUACCGCUUUGGAACCAGUCCCGAUUUCAAACGUUCCUUACCCGGUGCAACCGGAAAGCGUUCCCCUUAUGGUAAGCCCCGCCCCUAUCGAAACCGCGGUACCGCCUGCGGAUGCUUACCAGCUGGGUCCUCCGGUAGACCAGGUGGCAGUAGCAGUAGCAACGGAAUCUUUCAGUGCACCGGAACAACCAGUCGCUAGCCAAGUCCCCGAAUACGGAUCCGCACCGGCAGCAAAUGAUCAUGUUGAAGACGACACUCAUCAACCACAAGAAAGCACUAGUGUACCAGAGCAAGAAUCUCUACCAACAUCUACACCAGAUACACCGAUACCAGACAAACCAAUACCAGAUACACCAACAACAGAUGUACCGAUUUCUGCAACGGAAGCCCCAAUCUCCUCCACUGAUCCAAUAGAAAACCAGGAGUCUUCAAACAUUGACACCGAUCUUCCAGAGGCUGCUCCAACCGAAGAACCAUCGGUUGUAGAUUCAAUCCCUGUGACGGUAGAUGCUUCUACAGAAAACGUAGAAGAAUCAUCCGAGACGAUCGCCAAACGUCCGGUCACCGCAGUCGAAGAACCCAUUUCCGGAGGCAUCUGUAAAAAGAAACGUCGCCGUAUAUUGUUGAUGAACGACGAUGAUGACGACAGCGAUGACGCUGAGAUGGAUCGUUUGGAACUGCUGAGGUCACCGGAACCUCCUGAACCUGAGAAUGAGGAUAAACGUGAUGGGGAGGCGACAACUGAAGAAGGCGAUGAGGACGGAAAAGAAGUCGGUGAAGGAGUAGAUGAUGAAGAAAGACCUGGUUCGGCGGGUUCGACUACGGCAACGGCUUCCUUGUUGCAGAAUGUUGUUAUGAUACCAGCCGGGGAUAGUGAUGCACACAAGCGCAAGAAGAUUCGGGUGCUGGAUAGCGACGAUGAAGAUGAAACGGCGAACAACGUUGACGAUAUUGGGCUUAUGGGAGAAGACGACGAGUUGAAUCCUGGGGGAUUGAUGAUGGACGAGAAUGCAGAAGAUGGCGAUUACGGAGCGAUGGAGGGUAUCGAGUUGGAUAAAAUGGAGCAGAUCGUAACGAUGGAUGCUCCGAUCAUCGAUCCUAGUCUAAUGGAGGGAGAAGACGAUGCUGCCUCGGAGGAGGGAGAAGAAAAUAAAUCGGAUGCAGGAGAGGAUGCCGAAUCACAUCACGAGGAUGAGGACAGACAAAGUGGUAGCGAAAAGGGCGAUGAAGAACGCUCGAAUGCUAGUGAAGCAGGUGAUGCUGCGGAGGACGAAGAAGUUGAAGAAGAGGAAGAGGAAACCGCAGAAGAGGGGGUGGAGCUUAUAACUGCCGAGAAUGAUGAAGGUGAGGCCAUAGGUUUAGCCACGGACGAUGAACAGGAUAUGGAGGAGGAGGAACCACCGGCCGAAGAAAAUCAAGCAGAAGCACCAGCAGACGAAAAUCAAGCAGAUACACCAGCAGAAGAAAGUGACCAAGAAGCACAGGAAUCCGAUGCUGCAGCAGAACGGUCAAGAUCGGAAGCCGAAGAAUCCGAGGAGGAGCAACAAAGCGCCUCGGAAAAGGAGGACGAAAGCGAAAAUGAAAAAGACCAAAGUGAAUCACGUUCGGCGGCCUCGUCGCCAGUUGACAAUGAUGAUCAGAACAGCCAAGACUCGAUAGCUUCGAAUCAAAAGAAAAGUAACGCUAAAUCGGACGAUGAAAUAGUGUGCCAGAAUGAUCUGGAUCUCAAAACAAUAUCGCUCUUGACCGAUGAAGAAGAUGACAUCACUACACCACUUCCGCCCCCGAAAAAAGAGCUUCCCGUGGUGAGAAUAGUCAACAUCAAGAAGGAACUGUUGGAUGAUAGAUUCGCAAAAAGGGAAUCAUCCCAUUCUUAUCAGCAACAGCACUAUUUGAAGCAGCAACAGAUGGCACAAAAACAGAAACAAAAGAAGAAAAGGAAGGAGCGGACCUUCGACAACAAUGAUCCAUUUGGUGCGUGGUCCAGUUCGUCGAGCGAAGAUGAAUUCAUUCCCAACGACAUCUACUUCGGUACCACGGAUCGGGUGUUUACGUCCAGCACCAAGGCACGCUGUCAGCGGGAUAAAAUGCUGGAAGAACGGUAUUACGCCAAGUACGGCAACAAGUAUAGUAAAUACCAAAAGCAACGGUACACGGCAGAACCGACUCCGGAGGAGUUGAAGUGGCGCAAAGGCAUUAUGGAAGAAGUGUCUCGCCUAAACAUACCGUCUUAUCAACAGCAGCAACUGGAAAACAUGAUCAACAAACGGAAGAAAAAGAAGCGGGAUCGGUUCUACGAUAGGUCCCAAGAAAUUCCGAAUGAUAUCUAUUUCAACAAUAUAAACGUUCCUUUGCACAUUCUGCACGCUUUCGGUAGCAGUUCAUCGGACGAUGAGCGAUCGGAUGCUCGCACUGGUUCCAAUCGACCAUCGUCAGGGUAUCCUGGUCACAUGAAGUCGUCGUCAAGUUCGUCAUCUGUCAAGGUCAAAUAUUCUUCCGGCCGAAGGCCGGGAAGGCCGCCAAAGAGCGCGUCUUCGGAUUAUAGCAGGUCAUCGGUUAGCCCGAGCAGCGAUCGUUCCAUACAGGCCAUGAAGGAGUACCUGAAGAUUGCUGGCUUCAAGAAGGUAAAAUUCCACAAACUCUGGGAAGGCUGUAAAUCGAACCAGGAACGUGCCAACGCCAUCCUACAGCUGAUGCAGGAGAAAGGCCUGGAAGGUGAGCCCACAGUGGCCAAAUGUCGGGAGCUGAGGAAGCAAUUGCAAAUGGAGCGGGAAGUUAACACUUUGGACACCAGUCUUAUCAUCGAUUCCGGCGAAGGUCGCAUUACUCGAAGAAGUCUCCGAAAUCCUCGUCCUGCGAAGAAUCCAGACGAUCCCGAUGCUCCGUCCACUUCCGGGACGUCGCAACCGCCGGAAGUUCCACCAGAGUGUCAGGAAACAUUGAAUCGCAUCCGGAACGUGAUCGAUCCGGACUCGGAUGGCGAGUAGUUUGGUUAACAUUCAUGCGGGCCAUACUAUCUAAAAAUUUGUAAAUACUUUCCCAUACUAUAAAGUGUAGGUGUGCGUGUAUGUGUGUGUCUGACGAUCACACAGAACAAUCAAAAGUGUGCUGCGGCCAUACAAUUUCAAAUUAUAUCUACUACAUAUUUUUUUUAUUUCCAGUGAGUUUAGUUUCAAACGCCCUAACACUAACGAUUAUUCAAGGCAAGAGAUGUUUAUUUUGAUCCCAAGCGAAUCAAUAUCGAUUUUAUAAGCAUAGAGAUGAUUUCUCAAAGAGAAGAAAAGUUUAUUCUAGAUUUGGUUUUUCAAUUCCUAUAAGAUACAAUAUCAUUAUGGUAUUCACAGAAAAUAGGUAAAUAUGUUUUCUUUUCGCUACUGCUAAGAAAACCAAUUUAGGUAUCACAACCUAUAGCGAUUUCCAUUGCAGAUUAUAUUGUACCAGUAGAACAGUCAUUUGUUGAUUCUAACAAUACAUAAAUGUAUAAUCAUAAGUUUUCAUUGCGUAUUAUCAUCAGAUUGAGCAUGUGGACAUCAUGGUAUAAAUAAAUAUAGCUUUUUAAACAA